AUGAUCGACCAGUUCUUCGACGGGUACAAUGCGACGGUGUUUGCAUACGGCCAGACUGGAUCAGGCAAAACGUAUACGAUGGGCAACGAGUUUGCAGCAAGCGUAGCUCCUGCCGAGCGCGGAGUCAUACCCCGUGUGAUUGACCAGGUUUUCGAACGCGUUAAAGGCUCGGCAAACCCUGGACAUUUUGUGGUCAAGUUGUCGUACUUGGAGAUCUUGAACGAAGAAAUUCACGACCUUUUGGCAAAAUCUUCUCCAGACGCACCGAUAGUAUCUACCUCAGGGCUAUCAGUACGUGGCGAUAGCGAUCGAGGCAUCAUCGUGUCUGGGCUUAGUGAGCAUCUUGUGAACUCAGUUAAUGAGGCUGGAGACCUCCUGCGUUCCGGUGCUUUGGCUCGGGCCACCGCUUCUACGAGCAUGAAUGCCCAGUCCAGUCGCUCUCACGCUAUUUGUACGCUCACGAUGGAACAUCAUGAAGUUAGUGCUCCAGAAGGGGGCACGGAGACGCGGUUUUCCAAGUUCCAUUUGGUCGAUUUGGCUGGUUCAGAGCGUGUUCGACGCACAAAUUCAGAAGGUGCACGCUUUAAGGAAGGUGUCAACAUUAACCGCGGGCUCCUGACACUUGGAAACGUGAUCAAUGCGUUGUGCGAACGCAGCCGCACCAGCUCGACAACAACUCACGUACCAUACCGCGACUCCAAGUUGACGCGACUACUUCAGGACAGUCUGGGUGGAAACAGCAAGACGCUAAUGAUUGCUUGCGUCAGCCCUGCUGAUGUCAACUAUGAAGAGACCUCCAACACGCUUCGAUACGCAUCCCGAGCCCAAAGUAUUGAGAACCAGGCAGUGAUUAACAAGGAACGGAGCGCCGAAAACGAGUGCAAGUCGAGUCGACACGCAGAGCAUUAUAGUGCCUGA
Messenger RNA from Phytophthora sojae, 918 nucleotides. RefSeq lists its product as hypothetical. Gene Ontology annotation, molecular function: microtubule binding; ATP binding; microtubule motor activity. NCBI's taxonomy places the organism in Eukaryota, Oomycota, Peronosporomycetes, Peronosporales, Peronosporaceae. The coding region runs from base 1 to 918 and encodes 305 amino acids. The record is from RefSeq and is a predicted model, not a curated record. Gene Ontology annotation, biological process: mitotic spindle organization; microtubule-based movement. The transcript is spliced from 5 exons.